GAUAAAAUAUUCCAUUUUCUCUUGUACAUUUAGAUGGUUCUUAAGAGAGGAUGAAAGCUAAAGGGAACUGAGAAAAGAGGAAAGAGAAGGAAGAAUUAAGGCUAUGACUACUGUAGACAACGGAUGUACUUGGGCUGUUGUGAAAUAUCCCUUUUGCGUUGCGAGAAGAGUUUCAGGAAGAAAGAGAGAUCUAUCUUUGCUCUAGUGAUACCCAGAGGGCGCCCUCAUCCCAGGUCUCGCCUCUGGCUCUUAGCCCCUCCUUAUUGGCCUCGGGGGUGGGAGAGACAAGGAGGAGGAGGAGGAGGAAGAAAAAGAAAAAGAAAAAAAGAAAAGGAAAAAGGUAGAGUGCUGUGGGAAGUUGCCUGUUCUACCUUAGUGAAUCUCGGAAAAGGACGGUUCCCUGUUUGAAACACAGCGGGCAGGGGAAAGGAUAGCUUUGGAAACGGAGGCAGAGGCUACAACACCAGCAAGCACCCUUCCCACGGCGUGUUCUCAAGAGCUGCGCUGUUGUAAAGAGGUUCGGCCGCAUUCUGCGCCCCAUGAAGCCAACGUGUUUACCCCAGGUCUUUGUUUCAAAAAAUCUGAUGUUGACAUUGCCGUUGCUUGCUGCCCAGCAUGUUUAAGAAAUCUGAUUGCCAGAAAGAAACAUUGAAUUUUCAUGUCAGCCGCCAUUGGCAUCAUAAGCAUCGAUGGGCUUGGCUUCCAGUGGGACUGAAUGUUAUGAUGAAAGCUUCCUCAUGGAAUGGCAUGAAGUGCAGAGUUUUUCUCCAGCUAUUUCAAGAUGAUCAUUCAUCACUGCUGAUAAAUGUACACCAACAACUCUACAGGCUACGAAAGAAAUAAAUUGUGAUCAAAGCUCAAAAAACUUACAUUCAAAGGAAACAAGGACCCCAGUUUUUGGUUUGAAAUGGUGAGAAGGCUGCUGAGAAGGAAACUUGGUCCUUGUCAGACCAAACCAUUCUUCCUUUUACUUGUUUUUACCCUAAUCAUAUGCUUUUCCAUCUUAACGAUUCAUGAAAAGUCAGACUCGUUAAAUCACAGACAUUUAGAGUUGACUAGAGAAAAUCCAUAUAGUAGCAUUAAUUGUACCAAAAUUUUACUGAAUGACAAAGAAGAAAUACAAAAUGCGAAGCUUACAAUGCUAACAGUGAAAUUUAGAAAUCUCCCUCAGUGGACAAAUGAUGAUUACAUCAAUAGGACCAAAGAUUGUGCUGCUUUCAUUAAGACCCGCAAAUAUAUCAUGGAACCCCUUAGCAAAGAAGAGGCAGAAUUUCCCAUUGCAUAUUCAAUAGUGGUUUAUCACAAAAUUGAAAUGCUUGAUAGGCUCCUAAGAACUAUCUACACACCUCAGAAUUAUUAUUGCAUUCAUGUUGACAAAAAAUCUCCCGAAUCCUUUUUGGCAGCAGUGAAGGGCAUUGCAUCUUGUUUCAAUAAUGUCUUCAUUGCCAGUCAACUGGAGAGUGUUGUGUAUGCAUCAUGGAGUAGGGUCCAAGCGGAUAUCAACUGCAUGAGAGAUCUCUACAGACAGAGUUCAGAAUGGAAAUAUUUGAUAAAUCUUUGCGGCAUGGAUUUCCCAAUUAAAACCAAUCUGGAAAUAAUAAGGAAGCUGAAGUCUUUAGUGAAUGGAAACAGCUUAGAAACUGAAAAAAUGCCUUCCCAUAAAGAAGUAAGGUGGAAGAAGCAUUAUGAAGUUAUUGAGGGCAAGCUAAAAAACACAGGAAAAGAUAAGUCGCUUCCUCCCAUUGAAACACCAAUUUUUUCAGGCAGUGCCUACUUUGUUGUUAGUAGGAAAUAUGUAGAGUAUGUCCUAACCAAUGGGAAGAUCCUGAAAUUUAUUGAAUGGGCUAAAGAUACAUAUAGCCCAGAUGAAUAUUUGUGGGCUACAAUUCAAAGAAUUCCUGAAGUUCCAGGUGCGUUCCCUUCCAGUAAUAAGUAUGAUAUUUCCGACAUGCAUGCAGUUGCUAGGUUUGUGAAAUGGCAAUAUUUGGAAGGAGACAUUUUCAAGGGAGCUCCAUAUCCACCAUGUAAUGGAAUUCAUGUCCGUUCUGUAUGUAUAUUUGGAGUAGGAGAUUUAAACUGGAUACUACAACAGCACCAUUUCUUCGCCAACAAAUUUGAUACUGAUGUUGACUCUUUUGCAGUCCAGUGUUUAGAGGAGCAUCUAAGACACAAAGCUCUAUAUCAGAUGGAAAACUGAAUGUAUUUACUGUAAGAGAAAAGUGAAAAUAUCAAAGAUGGAAGUAUAGAGUGUCUUCUGUAUUUCAGAGGAAAAAACAUGGAAGAAAUCACAUUCUAAAUUAUCUAAAUUUCACUGACUUCUAGUUUUCUACAGAAUGCAUUUGGUUAGAAAUACUUUGAAAUCAAGCUAUGAAGUUGGAGUUAAAUAAAAUGUAUGUUUGAGGAAGGAAAGAAAGGAGUCAUGGUCUUUCCUAUUAAUAAUUAUAAUCUAAAAAUGAUCUUAUUUUUCAAAAACAUUUGCAUAAAUGAAGUAAAUAUAUAUUUGUAUGUAUGUAUGUUUGCAUAUCUUUCCACAAUAUUAAAUUAUUUUUAUAUAUAUUUUGAGUGAAGAUGGACAGAUUAUUGGGAAUGGGGGUAUAGGAUCUGGAGAAGAUGCAGAUAAAAGGAGCAAACUCAGCUCAGGGACCAAAAAUAAGAAAUUUUUCACUCUGUAGAUUUCAGUGGUGUUGAAACUAUUGGGAAAACUUUGGAGUAUGAAUGUUUUCUUGAACUGAAUUAAACUUAAAAGCAACAACCAAUCACAAGGAUACAAUUUACCUUUCAAUAAUAUUUUGUGUAUAUAUUGUGAUAUGUUUGGUGUUUGUUCCAAAUGAACCAUGUGAAACAAAGCUUCUAUUUCAGUUGGAAAAAUUCUGUAUUAUACAAUGUUCUUAUGUAUAUCUUCUCAGGGGACAUAAAAGCCAAGUGCCUGAAUUUCUAAUAUGUAGUAUUUUAAAUUAAUUUCAACACUCAUUUUAUUUUUUUCAGAAAAAAUGCUAAUACCUUGUUCAUCUGAUAUCAGUGAUCAUGUUUCUAAAAUCUUUGAAAUAUGUUGAUCUGUCUCAAACAAAAUAGACAAGCUAGAAUAAUGAUUAAAAAUUGGCACAUACUCCACUUCAGGGAUUCUUAAGCUGGUAUCUUUGAACAACAAGUAAUAUUUUAAUAAGGGUAUUUCAGUAUAAUUGGUUUCCUUUAAAAUGCUGUGUAUUUUAUUUUAUCCAUUUAAAAACAUGAUGCUGAGGAGAGGUCUAGAGACUUUGCCAGCCUGCCCAAGGGGUUCAGGACACCCAAAAAUGGUGAGGUAUCUCUUGAUCUAGUGUCUUUGCAUAAGGAAAAUCUAAUUUUUAUAGUACAUCAAAAUUUAUUUGUUAGCCAGUGAUCAGGACACCUGAAAAAUGCUAAUACAGAAAAGGCCAAAUGGGGGUUAGAAAGAAAAAAAAAUGUAGCAAAGAUACACAGUUUCUAACUGCUACAAUGAAGAAUUUUAAAAGAAAAUAAAACAUGGGAAAUAAGUUUUUCUGGUACCUAAAUAAUAGUUGACACUUGUAAAUAUUUAACACUUGUCUGAUUUGAAUGGCCAAAGAAUGAUACUACAAUUAAUAAUAAAUGACAUUUAUGUAACCCAUUAAUUUUUGAAAAGUGCAAUAUAUAAAUUGUUUCAUUUUAUCCUUAUACUCACUGUGUGAAAUAGAUAUGUUAAACUUUUUUUUUCCUUUUACAAAUGAAGAAAUAGGCCUUCAGUGGUUAGAUAAUUUUUCCAGGGUCACAUAAUAAAAUGUAAGUGUUUGAAGUAU
Antechinus flavipes (yellow-footed antechinus) is the source of this 3791-nucleotide messenger RNA. RefSeq names its product glucosaminyl (N-acetyl) transferase 1 (gene GCNT1). Lineage: Eukaryota; Metazoa; Chordata; Mammalia; Dasyuromorphia; Dasyuridae. Gene Ontology annotation, molecular function: beta-1,3-galactosyl-O-glycosyl-glycoprotein beta-1,6-N-acetylglucosaminyltransferase activity. The transcript has 3 exons. The record is from RefSeq and is a predicted model, not a curated record. The coding region runs from base 908 to 2197 and encodes 429 amino acids. Gene Ontology annotation, cellular component: membrane.